Molecule: messenger RNA, 735 nt
Organism: Phanerochaete carnosa HHB-10118-sp
Lineage: Eukaryota; Fungi; Basidiomycota; Agaricomycetes; Polyporales; Phanerochaetaceae
Exons: 6
Coding region: 1-735 (244 amino acids)
Molecular function (GO): hydrolase activity
Source: RefSeq, a predicted model, not a curated record
AUGUCCACCCCUGGGUUUUGCGACGACUGCUUUAAGGUUUGUAAGCAUGAAGGCGAACCUGUGGGCAAGUUGCUCACGAUUGGUGGCGUGAAAUGCUACGUCGCUACCCCUCAGGGUGACUAUCCGAAGGACAAGGUUGUCCUCUUCCUUACCGAUCUCCUCGCCGACGGCUUUGCGCAGAACGGUCUCAAGACAAUCGCCCCUGAUAUCCUUCUUGGCGACUCGCGUACCCCGGAGACCUUGAGUGAUCCAAGCUUCGACCGGGCUACGUGGAUGGCCGCGCAUGGCCCAGAGUCGUGGAAACCUGUCGUCGACGCUGUAAUCGCUGUCCUCGGGGAGCAGGGCGUGACACGCUUCGGCACGACUGGGUACUGCUUCGGCGCGCCACCUGCGUUCUACCUCGCGUUCAAAAACGAGAGUCAUGUCACAGUGCUGGCGCAUCCGUCGCGGCUUGAUUGUCCGGCAGACCUGGAGGCGAGUGCGUACAAGGCCGAGUCAAAGGCGCCGCUCCUGAUCAAUAGCUGCGAGGUCGAUGCGCAAUUUCCGCACGAGAGGCAGAUCAUGGCGGACGAAAUCUUCGGCGGAGGCAAGUUUGCCCCUGGCUAUGAGCGUACAUAUUGGGAGGGAUGCAAUCACGGAUUUGCGGUCAAGGGCGACUUGAGCAACCCCAAGGUGAAGGCAGGAAAGGAAGGCGCCUUCAAAGCCAGCGUUGAGUUUUUCAAGAAAUACUUGUAG